Messenger RNA from Episyrphus balteatus (marmalade hoverfly), 2047 nucleotides. RefSeq lists its product as uncharacterized. Bases 85 to 1965 code for a protein of 626 amino acids. Lineage: Eukaryota; Metazoa; Arthropoda; Insecta; Diptera; Syrphidae. The transcript has 2 exons. The record is from RefSeq and is a predicted model, not a curated record.
CAGUCAGUUUGUUUUGUUUUUAUUUUGUAUAAAUAUCUACAUUUAAAGGUUUUAUCACAAACAUAUUUUUAAAUUUUUGUGUAGAUGGAUAAUUUCGCUUUGAGGAAAAAGAGGUUUAUUUUCUGCAUACACAUUUUAACAUCACUUUCAAAUGCAACAACAACAGCUAUAUCAACAACUUUAAAUGAAAAAUCAACAACACAUCUGGAACCCUUGAUUGUAACCGGCACCGUCGACAAAAAUGCCAUCAACCAAAACAAUCGACAAUCUCAACUCCUUGUUGAUGAUACAUCGGUGGAUGAAAGUAUCAAAAUUGAAAAUCGACAACUUUAUGAUACCGUUAAACAUGCAUCCGGUUAUGAUCCAGAUAUGAACAAUAACUCUCGCUAUGCAAUUAAAGAACUCGAAGGAAAAUCGAAUAACUCAUCAGCCCUAACAACAACAACUACAACGGCAACGGUCAGAAUUCUUCCUAGAAAAUCAGCCGUCAUUCAAGCUAUUCCAAGAAAAGUUCGAGGUCCAGGAGGGAGUACACUGUUACCUACAACACCAAGUAUGCUGCCAUUCACUAAAUCCCAAUCAAGUGCCUUAACAUCAACCGCCAAAGAUUAUGGAGCUGGAGAGCCUACUACAACUAUUGUGUACGCCACCUCCAUUCCGACGUCAAUGCCAUCGAGGACAUUUGUUAACAUCCGACCGGUGCCACUAUUAUCAACUCAAAAAUAUCGUUCCACCGUUGUCAUAGACAAUAACGAGAGAGAAAACCAUCACAAGGAUGUUGAAAAUCCUAAGCCUGUUGUAGAACAUCACCCUUAUCAAAAUGACGAACAGUCAAAUGAAGACGAUGACAAUACUGAUGACAAUCAAGAGCGUAAACUACUAGUUUUUAAAAAGCCUACAACAGCCUACAGGGUUGAUUCGAAUUCUAUGCAAUCAACAACGACUCCCACCACUAAUGACCAAAAUCCCUCUUCCUAUCAAAUUGAUCAGCAGCAGAAAAAAAAUCCUUACAAAAGUCUUCCAUAUUCCCGAAUUCGCACAAACGAGGAGUUAAACGACGGAGUACCUUCUAAUAAUCGACAAGACUUUUAUUCAAAUCACAAAUGGGGGCCUAGUGGGGAUUACAUGCAGAGAGGAUCCCAGCUCCCACCAUCAUUACCACUUAACCCUCCAUCUACACACUUUGUUUAUGAAAAUCCAGAUUCACGCCGAGACUACUUUCAUAGACCUCCUCCUCACCAACCUCAAACGCAAAAUUUCCCAUCCCCACGAUACAUUGCAAUGGAAGGCUACCACCACAACGAAAUGUAUAAUACAGACUAUUCUCCUAUGACACAACAAGAACCAAUGCAUGGCUUGCUAUCACAACAGCAACAGCAAUAUCAGCAACAACAACAGCAAUAUCAGCCUCUCACUGUUAGAGACUUUGAUCUACUGCUGCAGCUUUUAGUUUUACGGGAGCGACGUUUACACGCUUGCCAAGAUCCAUAUUUAUCUCCCAACGAUUUCAAUUGUGCAAAUAUUCAACAAGACAAUAGUUUCAUUUAUAAUUCCCCGAAACCGUCGCCUCCACCGCCGCAAUCUCUCCAUGAAUAUCCGUAUAUUAAAAACCGAGAAUCCUUCAAACAUAUUGAGAACUUUUUGCCAAGGACCCAACAACAACCAGCGACAUCUAAGUUGUUGCCCUCCAACAUACGAGAAGAGCUUCUAUUUCGAAUGUUGUUACUAGCUUUGCAUCUGCAACCACAGCCUAAUUCUCAAUCUCAGUUUCAACCAAAACCAUCAACACAUCAUCAACAUCAUCAAAAUAUUUAUCUAGGCCCUCCCAUGUCAUUAGUUGUUGGAGAUUCUACUUCAUCGUCCGGAGCCGGGCCAUCUCCAUAUCUAGGAUUCCGACAAGCAUACCGCAGUACAACUUCUAAGAAUCCCAUUAGAAGUGUGCAGGUUUUAGGAGAAAUCGAUUGAUUUUAUGUAAUUUUCUAACAUUUUUUAUUGUAAAAGUAAAAUUAAUUUGAAUAAAUGAGAGAAACAAUUUACCUAAUUUUGA